Messenger RNA from Nicotiana tabacum (common tobacco), 495 nucleotides. Lineage: Eukaryota; Viridiplantae; Streptophyta; Magnoliopsida; Solanales; Solanaceae. The record is from RefSeq and is a predicted model, not a curated record.
AUGAGAAAUAUCAAAGAAGCACGAUUCCCAAAGCCAAUCAAAUCUGAUCCCAGCCAAAGGGAUCAUAACUUGUGGUGUGAAUAUCAUGGGACUCACGCUCAUAGAACUGGGGAUUAUCAGCAUCUACGGGAAGAAGUAGCGAUGUUAUUGAAGAAUGGCCAUCUCAGGAAAUUUUUAAGUGAUCGAUCCAGGAACAACUACGGCAGAAGCCAGGAUAAUACAGAACCUUCAAAGGUGGAAGAGGAUUCCCCUCGAUUGACUAUCAACAUGAUUUUCGGGGAAAACAAAAUCAACAGUGUGACCUACUCGGAGGCCAAGAAAAUAUCGGUGACUCACAAUAAGAGACUCCGGAAAGUCGUAGAAGAUGAUAUCACCUUCACGGAGGAAGAUGCUGAUGGACUUCUUUUGCCACAUAAUGACGCUCUGGUUCAACCUGACAAGUUUGACAACCCGAGGAGAGAUCCUACUGCCCAUGAACGCCAAAGGGGUAAUUAA